Molecule: messenger RNA, 3878 nt
Organism: Ectocarpus sp. CCAP 1310/34
Lineage: Eukaryota; Phaeophyceae; Ectocarpales; Ectocarpaceae
Source: the annotation of a GenBank genome assembly
AAAUAUCUUUCUCUGGAACGCUGGAGUUGGUGUUUGUGACUGCUGACAGUGAAUUUUCCGUGGAGUUGAAGAAUGUGCUGUACUCUCCCAACUUGGGGUAUAUUCUCUUUUCUCCAAGUGCAGAGUUUGAUGGCGAACCAUGGAAUGGUCUUGGUGGUCCUGACGGUGUGAUGACUGCUUUUAAAGGACAAGUAACCUUCCAAAACUUCGAUGGCAUGCUGAUUGCGUCUGCAUAUCGUCUAGGAGAAGCUUCUGUUGGCACUGUGCUUGCAGCCCUCACUCCAUCAAACCCCAAGCAUAAAACCACGAUGGAUGUGAACGAGUUCCACAACAUUUACGCUCAUUCGCACAAGGGCUUGCUUCGUACUACUGCAAAACGUCUAGGCACAGAGUUGGUCGGUGAGAUGCAUGAGUGUACGGGGUGUUCGAUGGCUAAGGCUGUGAAGAAAGGAAUCGCUCGAGAAACUAAAAGUAGAUCCGACAAAAAGUUGGGCAGAGUUUUUGUUGACCUGGGAGGGAGGAAGGACGUUGCGUCCGUAGGGGGGAAGCAUUACCCCAUGAUAGUGAAAGAUGAUUUCACGAGGCGUGCAUGGAUGUAUUUCCUGAAACACAAAUCAGACGCCGGGAUGGCUUUUCGGAGUUUUCUUGCAAGUGUACGUGCUGAUGGUGUCCCAUCGCUGGUUGAGAUUGUUAGAUCUGACAAUGGAGGGGAGUUUUUCGGAGGGGAAUUUGCAUCUGUGUGCAACGAGCUUUUGAUCAAACAAGAGUUCACACCGGCUUACAGUCCGCAAUAUAAUGGUGUUGCAGAACGUGGAUUGGGAUUAAUAGAAGAGGCCGCGAUGGCGGCUCGUAUUCAGGCUAAAGUUCUUUUUGGGCAUGUGCAGUUACCUAAAACUGAUAAACUCUGGGCUGAGGCAAUGCACUGGGCUUGCGAAGCAAUGAAUCACACUGCGUGCUCUGCCAACCCCGACUCUAAAUCACCGUAUGAAAUGUGGUAUGGAGAACCUCGUCCCGCAAGACCAUAUCCGUUUUUGAAACCUGCGUAUUGCAGGUGGCAGCGACCUUCAAAGCUGUUGCCGAAGGGUGAGAGUUGUUUUUAUGUCGGUCCUUCGAGAGACCACCCGCGUGAUUGCCAUAGAGUACUUACAAGGGCUGGGACUAUUCAAGAAACGAGGGAUGUGACAUGGGAGGUAUUGCCGUCGCAGCUCCCUCCACUGCAACCGUCUUUGCCGAUAGAGGUAGCAGAGGAGGGAGGGGAGGAUAGUGACGACGAUGUAGAAGACGAGGUAUGGCCGCUUGUUGGAAGAGGAGUUGCCCACACACUUUUGAAACGUGAAGCCGUGCCCCCUGGUACUGAAGUUGUCGAGGUUGAGAGUGUUGAAGCAGGCAGUGCAGACCCGUCCCCUUCUGUCCCAAGUUCCCCCUCCGAACCGUCCUCACCCGCAAAUCCCUCUGUGUCUUCGCCUGUGCCUGAGAUAGAUGUGAAUUCAGGGGAAAUAGAGACGGGGGAUCCGGGAGGGGAUGAUGAGGUAGAGUCGAUGGGGCAGGGAGGGCAGGACGAGGAAGAGUUGAAUGGGUCGGGAAGACCAGUAGAAACGGAGGCGUCCCCUCCGACCGGUCGUCGUCCGAGACACGUAGCUGAACUUGCCGAUUUCAACACAGCUGCGCGUGAAAAUGAUGAAGUACGAGAAGGCAGGACUCGCGCGCAAACUCGUGCAGUUAAUCAGCAGAGUGUUCCUGGCCUCAUGGCCACCAUAGGACCCAUCUCCGGCACAGAGGUAUUGUAUGCACUUUUGUCGGAGCAGAGAGCAGGUGAUGAGACGGAAUUGCCAAAAGAACUGGUACAGGAUGUUGAGUCAGAGCCUGGUAGCUAUGAGGAAGCCCAGCGUUCGAAAUAUGCUAAGAUUUGGGAGGGAGCCAGGUCCGCUGAAGUAGAAGGCUUGAUGAGAGCAGGAACGUUCACAUUGGCAGUAAAAGUCCCGAUAGGCUGUAAUGUGAUCGAUGCUAGAUGGGUCUUCAAAUGGAAAGCGGACGAAACAGGAAAGAUAGUGAAGGCCAAGGCUAGGCUUGUAGCGAAGGGCUUCAAGCAGAAGUACGGUGUGGACUAUCUUGAGACUUUCUCGCCUACUGCAAAUGCUGCAUCUUUUAGAUUGGUAGUAGCGUUGGCGUGCAAGUACAACUUGGAAUUACUCCACUGGGAUAUUGAGCAGGCGUUUGUUCAGUCGGAAUUGGAUCAUGAGGUGUUCAUGAAGAUGCCUCCUGGCUGUGGUUCAAUGUCGGAAAAAGUUGUCCGUUUGAACAAGAGUUUGUACGGAUUGAAGCAGGCUUCUAGAACAUUCUACAAGAGGCUAGUGUCGGAGCUGAAGAGGAUUGGUUUCGAGCAGUCUAUGUCUGACCCCUGUGUCCUGCGUUUCAUGAUGGGAGACGAGGUGGUGGGGAUGGUCGCGAUUCAUGUGGAUGACAUUCUGUAUGCAGGAACGAAGAGUCUGGCUGAGGUUGUAGUGGCAGCGCUUGGUGACUCUCUUCCGACGAAGAACUUGGGCGAGGUCAAGUUCUUUCUUGGUUGCGAAUACAUUCGCGACCGCAAGGCUGGUACGAUCGAGAUUUCUCAGGAGAGCUACAUCAGGAGUGUCCUUGAGAGGUUCAACAUUGUUCGCACUAGUUCAAUCCCUGCUUCCCUUAACAACGAUGACAGGUCCUUGAUGGAGGAGGAGGGGGCAGGAGAUGUGCCGUUCCGUGAGGUGGUUGGAAGCCUGAUGUGGAUCGCCAGCCAGACGCGAGCCGACAUCUCUAACGCUGUGCGGGCUGUGGCGAGGCACUCUCACGAGCCAAAGAAGAGCCACUGGAAGGCGGCCCAGAAGAUCCUCAAUUAUCUUCUGGAAACGGCACAUCUGACUUUGAAGUUCAAGCGUGAUAGUUCGGUAGACGUAGGCACGUUGGUGUACGUAGAUGCGGACUUCGCGAGUAAGGCUACAGACCGUAGGUCAGUUUCAGGAGCAAUGGUUUUUGUGGCUGCUAUGCUUGUAGUUUGGAUUUCUAGGACGCAGAAAUGCGUUUCGCAGUCGACUUCUGAGGCAGAGUACCUUGCGAUGGGUGAUGGUGUGAAGGAGGCUCUGUUUGUAAAUGGAAUGCUUCAGUUCCUGCGGCCGAGUGUGAAGCCGCGUAAGAUAGACGUCCUUGAGGACAACGAAGGAGCGAUUGCGCUCGCAGAAAACCCGCUGAGCUCGAGUAGGAGUAAGCACAUCGACGUGAGGCAUCACUUCCUUAGGAAUUUGACGGAGGAAGGUGUGAUCGAGGUCACGCAUGUCCCAAGUAAGGAGCAGCAUGCGGACAUCCUCACGAAGGCUCUACCGAGAGACCUUUUUGAAGUUCACCGUGACUUUGCAUUGGGAUCUAGGAAGUAGGAGUCUGAAUUGUUUUGUUGUUUUGCUUUGAUACUUGAUGUACUUGGUCUGGUUGAUACAACAGCCCCUAGGGAGGGUGUUCGUGGUAGAGGCAGUAUGUAUCGACUGAGUUGCGUAGAAUAUCUGAUUGGACGAUUUGAAUACGCGGAACAAUGUCGAUCCUCUGUAGAUUGUUGAGCUACCGACAUAAGGAACGUUCGUGGUCCUUGUGGUUGGAAUAAUCUUGUGGACGCUGCGCUAGUCUGAGCAUGGUAUCUUAGUUCAGGUAAUCAUCCCGAGAGUUUGUGGAGUGUAGGAAGUCGCAAUGGUCCGAGGACUGGUACUGAGAUACUGUAGAACGUUGCUGGUGCUCCGGAACGGUUCCGGAACGUGUCCGUUGGUUCGUUGGUUUCCAGGAGUUCGCAGGGUAUCGAGGACACGGCUUGCACACCGUGCUCACUCCACUUUCUGACCAGUCUCUCCUGACAAGGGUCU